CGUAAAUGACGCGAUGACGUCACCGCGGUGCUGGCUGGGUCUCGGCUUGUUGUGGCGUUGCCUUCCUCCUCCUAGAGUUAGCUAGGAACUAGAAGAAGGUCUGCCAGCCGUGACAGCCGGCCCGGUCGUUUUCCUGAACUUUUCCCAGUCCCGGUAGAGUCUGAAAGACGGGGCGAGGGUUUUUUCUGUGUUUUCGAUGCAUGGGAGUGCCCUGGGAGCCGCGAAGGGAGAAGACAGCGCGGGUGGUCCUGACCGUACAGCAGGAUGAGUGAGGCGGAGGGCCAGUUCUACAGUGUUCAGGUGGGAGACUCCACCUUCACUGUCCUGAAGCGCUACCAGCAGCUGCGCGCCAUCGGCUCCGGGGCCCAAGGCAUCGUCUGCUCUGCUCUAGAUACAGUCCUUGGUAUCCCAGUGGCGGUGAAAAAGCUGUGCCGGCCCUUUCAGAACCAGACCCACGCUAAGCGCGCCUACAGGGAGCUGGUGCUACUCAAAUGUGUCAAUCACAAAAAUAUCAUCCGACUGAUCAAUGUUUUUACGCCUCAAAUGUCCUUGGAGGAAUUCCAGGAUCUGUAUCUGGUGAUGGAGCUAAUGGAUGCCAGCCUAUGCCAAGUGAUCCACAUGGACCUGGACCAUGAGAGGAUGUCCUACCUGCUCUACCAGAUCCUUUGUGGCAUCAGGCACCUGCACUCUGCUGGCAUCAUUCACAGGGAUCUGAAGCCCAGCAAUAUUGUGGUGAAGUCAGAUUGCACUCUGAAGAUCUUGGACUUUGGCCUGGCGAGGACGGCCUGCACUAACUUCAUGAUGACCCCCUACGUGGUGACCAGAUACUACCGUGCCCCAGAGGUCAUUCUGGGCAUGAAGUAUAAGGAGAACGUGGACAUCUGGUCAGUGGGGUGCAUCAUGGGGGAGAUGGUAAAAGGCAGCGUCAUCUUCCAAGGCACCGAUCAUAUUGACCAGUGGAAUAAGGUCAUCGAGGUCCUGGGUACACCCAGCAUGGAGUUCAUGAACCGGCUGAUGGAGACUGUGAGGAACUAUGUCAUGAACAAGCCACAGUAUCCUGGCGUCAGCUUCGCCGAGCUGUUCCCAGACUGGGCAUUUCCUUCUGAGUCUGAGCACGACAAACUAAAGACGGGUCAAGCACGGGACCUGCUUUCCAAAAUGCUGGUCAUUGAUCCUGAGUGCCGCAUCUCGGUAGAAGAAGCCCUCAAUCACCCCUACAUUCACGUGUGGUACGACCCCGCAGAGGCCGACGCGCCGCCUCCCCAGAUUUCAGAUAAGCAGCUGGAAGAGAGGGAGCACACCAUUGAGCAGUGGAAAGAACUCAUUUAUGAAGAGGUGAUUGACUGGGAGGAGAGGAACAAAAACGGUCUAAUGAAAGAAGAUUGUUCAGAUGUGGCGUCAGGCUCAGCCUCCCAGUCGUCCUCGGCCAACGACAUCUCGUCCAUGUCCACAGAGCACACGUUGGCCUCGGACACAGACAGCAGCAGCAUCGACACACUGACAGGACCCCUGGACGAGAGUCAGUGAACACAGUCCAUCGCCCCGAGUGUCCGUCUGUCCGCCUGUCUCAGCCCUCUCGCAUUUACAACAUCCAAACGUCAAUCAAUCAUCAUAUUUUUUUUUAUUUUCUACCACUUCCUCCUCCCUGUUUUUUAUUUUUUUUUAUUUUUACUGGUCCCGUGUUUUCCUUAUUUCCACAUUAGCCUCAGUGAGUAGGUCCAUCUCUCGGUUUCGUUUCCCGGUUCGAUCCGCUGGAUCUUCCCGAUCCUCUCCUUCCUCAAACCAUAUUUUUGGAACUGCUGCCUAAAGGUCAAAGCUAUCUAUGCUACUCGGUGUGUCAAAAGGUUUCUCUUUAUCUUCUUGGUGGACGUUUAACUUGGUUCUAUGUGUUAUGUAUGGUGUACGCCUCCAUAUUGAUUUUCAGGUUACCGGGAGUAGGUGGCGGGGGGUCGUCGUUCGUUCUGUAUGCCUGUGUUUUGAUAGUUUUAUUUUUUUAGCGAUCGUUAAGUUGUUAAUGUCAUCGAAUUAGAGCAGACGUGCACUAAACAUAGACCACAACUGCUAGCUGCUCUCAUGCAUGUUACGCCAGAAAGAACAAAGCUUAAACGAAACUGAUCGCACCGACCACCUGAUGAUCAAAAUGCUAAAAGUUUGUUUAAAUCUAUAGCACGCUAAAAAAGUAUUGCAGAACUCCACAGUGGUGCUUUCUGCACAGUGUUCUUUUAAAUUUGUUGGCUUGAGUGACGUGGAUUUUGAGCUUUUACUCCUGACAGCUAAGACGAAGCCGUGGUUGCAGUGUUACACUUUUUAUUUCCUGAUAUAAUGUACUGUAUGUAAAGAUGUCGAGAUCCGACGCUCAUCGUGGCCGCUGACCCUCUCAUUACAAAUAGAUAAGGUGUGCUUGUUUUGUUAAAAAAAAAAAUCAACAUCUGUAGAUCUAGAUAUAUAUAUAUAUAUAUAUUACAAUCACCCCUAUUUGACUUAAGGUACUGAUUAUCAAUGUGUAUAUCAAAAGAAGCUCAUAAUCCUGUAAAUCCGGAAGAGGCAAAAAAAAGAUACAUGUAUUUAUUUUUGUGUUCUUGCAGAAUGUUGCACACAACCACAGUGAAGCCCGUGAAAAAUAAAUCCUCUUGUGAAAAACAUUUCAUUGACACAUAAGCAUAUGGGCUGCUCCUUUUUCUAAACCAUUCCAUUAGUGCUGGAAAGUAACAAAAACUAAUCAUGAAAUCAGGCUACACGCGUAAAACGCACGAGGCGGCGCAACGAGCCGCGUUCAUCUUGCAUGAAGGCGUUAAGUCUGUGAUGUUUCUCGUUAUAAAGGUUAAAAUACGUUCAGGUCCGUUCUUUUGCGCGGCAUCCUCAUGUCGUUGUGGUUCUGAAAGCCUGUUUGAGAGAUGUAUUUUUUGCCUGUGAGCAUACCGUAUACAGUGUGUGUGUGUAAAUGUACCGCGCAGCACUCUUCCUCGUUACCCUUAAAGACAGAAAAACCUGUGGAGAAAGUUUUGAGAGAUGCUGAGAGGGGACGUGUUGUGGUUGAAAGUGUGAGACUGUGGAACCCUGAAUCUGGACCUUGCGACUGAAGCCUGAACCUUGGAAAUGGAUUGUGGAUUUUUUGUUUUUGUUUUGUUUUGUUUUUGUUUUUUUUGCAUAACUGAUUGCACAGUGUGAUGGACAUGCAGAAAUAUGACACUAUGGAGUCACUGAGGACUUAUGCACCGUGUUGUACACAACCAUGACCUUAUUGUUUCAGUCAUGCCUUAAAUGACCCGAGCAGUGGCCGUCCCACUCGCUCUAAAAUCUUCGCAGGUGCGGACUGAGCGUCGCAGCGCUCAGAGCGUCUUGUGUGUUGUUUAAAAGAAAAAAAACCUCCAUUGUAUACACUCUACGUCUCAGUUUGUUUCUCCUUUUAUUUCCAGAGAUGUCCUAUGUGAAUGCAAUGACCACAAUAUUAACAGUUGGCCAACAUCCUUUGCCCAAACUCCGCUAAUAAAUUGGACAUCAGUGAUUA
Molecule: messenger RNA, 3508 nt
Organism: Mugil cephalus (flathead mullet)
Lineage: Eukaryota; Metazoa; Chordata; Actinopteri; Mugiliformes; Mugilidae
Gene: mapk9
Product: mitogen-activated protein kinase 9
Exons: 12
Coding region: 265-1527 (420 amino acids)
Biological process (GO): JNK cascade; protein phosphorylation
Cellular component (GO): cytoplasm; nucleus
Molecular function (GO): JUN kinase activity; ATP binding
Source: RefSeq, a predicted model, not a curated record